UUUGAAUCGACAGAAGACCUGUGCGACUAGCGACUUACGGCCCAUUACCUCGAUACAAGUGAUAUACACGAGUCAACUAGCACCUGCCCAGCAUGUCGCAGCACACAGUCCUCCCUCCCGUCCUCAACGGGGCGCUCCUGAGCCUGGACAAAGUGCACCCGCUCGUCCCGCCCGCGGUGCUCGGCAUCGUCUGCCACGCCAUGUUCCUGCGCCGCUACGAGGUCGAGCAGUUCAUGUACACGCUGCUCUUCAGCAUCGUGGCGGUCGUGGCGGCCAUCUUUGUCGGCUACGUCUCGCAAGGGUGGACAGUGCUCGGCGCCGGCGUGGAGACGGCCACCAUCACGAGCACGUUCUUUGCGGGCUUGUUCUCGAGCAUGCUCGUCUACCGCGCGUUCCUGCACCCUCUGCACCGGUUCCCGGGGCCCUUUGGGGCCAAGCUGUCCCGCUUCUGGUCGGUGAGGGCGGCGGCGAAGAGUGUGCAAUAUUACAAGGAGGUGGAUGCUUUGCACAAGCAGUAUGGGGACUUCAUCCGGACCGGACCCCGUGAGGUGUGCAUUGUCCGGAGCUCUGCGGUGCCGCUCAUUUACGGCCCAAAGUCGGACUGCCACAAGUCGACGUGGUACUCGCAGGUCGACGUCAACAACAAGGCCUGCUCUAUUCACAUGACCCGGGACUAUGAGAGCCAUCGGCUGAGACGGAGGGCCUGGGACCGGGGGUUUUCAGUCAAAGCGCUGAAUACCUAUAUCCCACGCAUCCUCGAGAAGGUCGACAAGUUCGUCACACAGGUCUCGCAGCCGGGGACCACCGUGAACGCCUCGUCGUGGACCAUGCUGCUCACCUUUGACAUCAUGGGCAUGGUCGGCUUCAGCAAGGACUUCCGCGGCGUCGACACUGGCGUCGAGCACCCGGCCAUCAAGUGCAUCCACGAUCACAUGGAGGUCCUCGGCGUGGUCAGCCACAUCCCCUGGCUCCUCAACAUCAUCCCGAGGAUCCCGGGCGCCAGUGCUGGCUACACGCCGUUCUUCGAGUGGUGCGGGAAUGAAGUCAGGGCCAAGCAGAAGACACUCGACAUCAACGAGUACCCGCAGGACAUUGUGUCCUGGCUGAUGAAGGCCUUCCUGGAGAGGGACAUCACGGCUGCGCCGACCGAGGCGGCACUCGACGACGACUCGCGCGCGGUCAUCAUCGCAGGCAGCGACACGACCGCCACCACACUGGCCUGGAUCCUGUACUUCCUGUGCCUGAACCCCGAGGUCCAGACCAAGUUGCAGGCCAAGGUUGAUGCCGUGCUGCCCCGUUCCUCUGCCACUACCACCAUCACCGGCGCCGGCGGCGGUGACAGUGGUGAGAAUGGCUGGUCGUACGAAAAGGUCAAGCAGAUCACGUACAUUGACGACAUCAUCAACGAGGCGCUGCGGAUCAAGCCGGCCUUGCUGACGGGCGGGUAUCGACAGACCCCGCCACAGGGCCUGCAGGUGGACGAGCAGUUCAUCCCCGGCGGGACGAAUGUGUUUGUGCCCAUCAGGCAGAUUCAGAACGAUGCGCGGUACUGGAAGCAGCCAGGCGCUUUCAGCCCGGAGCGGUGGGGCGAGAAGUGGGAGGAGAUGGGGACAGAGGCGGCCCCGUAUAUGCCAUUCAGUAUGGGAUCGUACUCGUGCCCCGGUAAGAACCUGGCCAUGAUGACCAUGCGGAUCGCCCUGUCUCGGCUGGCGCAGGAGUGCACGGUCAGCUUCGCUCCUGGUGAAGACGGUGUCGAGUUUGAGGCCGGGGCCAAGGAUACCUUCACCACGACUCUGCUGCCACUGCAGUUGCAGUUUCACCGGAGGGAGUAGUGCUGCAGACCAAACCAAGCAGAACCCCAGCGUCUGUAGUGAUGGAACCAUUCUUUGCGGUGUCAAGACUUCCUGUAGCUUAACAUUCGUGAUGGGAGAUCCCAGGCUCAAGAAAGAGCUAUGUGGAGGAGGCCUUGAGUAGUUGUAUGUUGUAUGGACCGGGGGCCAUCUCAUGAAUUAGCAGUUCUUUGUAGUAGUCGUCUGUCGUGAUAUCUCCUUCUUAAUGGCCGUGCAAGCCUAUAGUCAAUCGACACCAAGCAGUAAUUACCCACCUCUCUAGAACAGGCGCAGCUGGCGAUAAUUAGGGUUCUUUGUCC
This is a messenger RNA of Microdochium trichocladiopsis, 2149 nucleotides long. RefSeq names its product putative cytochrome P450. Gene Ontology annotation, molecular function: oxidoreductase activity, acting on paired donors, with incorporation or reduction of molecular oxygen; heme binding; monooxygenase activity. Bases 93 to 1832 code for a protein of 579 amino acids. The record is from RefSeq and is a predicted model, not a curated record. Lineage: Eukaryota; Fungi; Ascomycota; Sordariomycetes; Xylariales; Microdochiaceae. The transcript is spliced from 5 exons.